Molecule: messenger RNA, 584 nt
Organism: Perognathus longimembris pacificus (Pacific pocket mouse)
Lineage: Eukaryota; Metazoa; Chordata; Mammalia; Rodentia; Heteromyidae
Product: transcription initiation factor IIA subunit 2-like
Exons: 1
Coding region: 66-395 (109 amino acids)
Biological process (GO): transcription initiation at RNA polymerase II promoter; RNA polymerase II preinitiation complex assembly
Cellular component (GO): transcription factor TFIIA complex
Molecular function (GO): RNA polymerase II general transcription initiation factor activity; TBP-class protein binding
Source: RefSeq, a predicted model, not a curated record
GCCUUUCCCCUUAGGGAGCGGACAUCAAUGCAAGCCUGAAGAAAAUAGUUUUUUCCUCCUAAGCCAUGGCAUAUCAGUUAUACAGAAAUACCAUGCUGGGAAACAGUCUUCAAGAGAGCCUAGGUGAGUUCAUACAAUCUCAACAGAUCACCCCCCAACUUGCCCUUCAAGUUCUACUUCAGUUUGAUAAAGCUAUAAAUUCAGCAUUGGCUCAGAGGGUCAGGAACAGAGUCCAUUUCAAGGGUUCUCUAAAUACAUACAGAUUCUGCAAUAAUGUGUGGACUUUUGUAUUGAAUGAUGUUGAAUUCAGAGAGGUGACAGAGCUUAUUAAAGUGGAUAAAGUGAAAAUUGUAGCCUGUGAUGGUAAAAAUACUGGUUCUAAUACUACAGAAUAGGAAGAAAAAGGCUUUUUUAUGCCAUCUCCGGUUGUUACCGCUUUUUGAAGAGAAGCAUAGAAGAGACUUUUGUAAUUUAUUCUAGCAUUGCAAAAAUGACUGCACUGUGCUAUACUAUUGGAGAAUACCAGCAGAAAGAAGCUUACAGCUCUGUAUUCUCGUACAUUACCUUUAUUAUACAGCAUAAAG